Messenger RNA from Penicillium atrosanguineum, 1323 nucleotides. It is a transcript of the gene png1, whose product is annotated as peptide-N4-(N-acetyl-beta-glucosaminyl)asparagine amidase. Bases 1 to 1323 code for a protein of 440 amino acids. Gene Ontology annotation, molecular function: peptide-N4-(N-acetyl-beta-glucosaminyl)asparagine amidase activity. Gene Ontology annotation, cellular component: cytosol; nucleus. The record is from RefSeq and is a predicted model, not a curated record. The transcript is spliced from 2 exons. Gene Ontology annotation, biological process: glycoprotein catabolic process; protein deglycosylation; protein quality control for misfolded or incompletely synthesized proteins. NCBI's taxonomy places the organism in Eukaryota, Fungi, Ascomycota, Eurotiomycetes, Eurotiales, Aspergillaceae.
AUGGCGGACGGCAGACCUCAGCAUCGGGCCCAGUCCCAUGCCAACUACGACGCUUCGACACUUACUCGUGAUUUCGAACAGUUGAUGCGCACUAAACGCUUCAAUCAGCUCCAAGAACACCACCGAUCGCGCGCCUCUCAGUCACCUACUCCUCGCUCCGGAUCGAUCCCGCCCCCGUCCAGAGCGCCUCCGCCUCCGCCCUCGUUUGGCGCCGAUUCCCGCCCAGCCUCGCCGCCCAAACCGACAUCUUCACCCGCCAUCCGAGGCCUGCCCAUUAUGCCUUCGCCUCCUCAGGAUCCCGCUUCGCUCAAAUUCUUUAAUCUUCUUAAGAGCUUGUCUGUGACACCGACCAAAUACGAAAACCCCGGUCUACUCGAUGAGGCCUUGACCGUCAUUCCUUUGGAUCGCCUGUACUCGGAAGCCGAGGAGGAGAGCCAGAUUAUGCAGACACAGGCCGCCAGCGUGGGCGGAAAGCCGGAAUGGGGCUAUCAGGAUUGUGUUAUUCGGGCAUUGUUGAGGUGGUUCAAGCGAUCCUUCUUCCAAUUCGUCAACAACCCCCCAUGCGGACAGUGCUGCAUGCCGACCAUCGCCCAGGGCAUGACGCCCCCGAGUGCCGAAGAGGCCGCUCGUGGCGCCACUAGGGUCGAGCUGUACCGUUGCUCCGGACAAGGCUGCGGUGCCUACGAACGAUUCCCUCGCUAUUCCGAUGUCUGGCAACUGCUGCGGUCGCGACGAGGCCGUGUUGGCGAAUGGGCCAACUGCUUCAGCAUGCUCUGUCGUGCGGUCGGAGCCCGCGUUCGCUGGGUCUGGAACUCCGAGGACUACGUCUGGACUGAGGUGUACUCUGAACACCAGAAGCGAUGGGUGCACGUUGAUGCCUGUGAGGAGGCCUGGGACCAGCCCCGUCUCUACGCCGAAGGUUGGAACCGAAAGAUUUCCUACUGCAUCGCCUUCUCGAUUGAUGGUGCGACCGACGUGACCCGCCGCUACGUUCGCAAUUUCCCUAAGCAUGGCAGCCCGCGCAAUCGUGCGCCCGAAGAAGUUGUUCUCUGGUCCAUCCACGAGAUUCGCCGAAAGCGCCGUGAGAACAUGGGCAAGACUGAUAUCCCCCGCCUUGUCAAGGAGGACGAGCGCGAGGAGAGGGAGCUUCGAGGCUACACUGCUUCUGCUCUCGCUGCCGAGAUCAACAACCUCUUACCUCGCAGCCUCGUCGGUCGUCCCGACGAGCAGAAGCACGCCGAUGCUAUGCAGGAGGCCGCGGCCCAGCGGGCCAACGCACGCCACGGUCACUCAGGCCAUGAUCGGUCUGGCGGCAGGAGGUAA